Scatophagus argus is the source of this 2723-nucleotide messenger RNA. It is a transcript of the gene bcl3, whose product is annotated as BCL3 transcription coactivator. The record is from RefSeq and is a predicted model, not a curated record. The coding region runs from base 391 to 1914 and encodes 507 amino acids. Gene Ontology annotation, molecular function: protein binding. NCBI's taxonomy places the organism in Eukaryota, Metazoa, Chordata, Actinopteri, Scatophagidae. The transcript is spliced from 9 exons.
CUGUAGUCAAUCGCUUUGUUUCGGGGAAGGCACAGAGUGUCAUCGUUCAUUUAGCGCUGGCGCAGCUGCACUGUACCUGCAGUUGCCACCUAGGUGCGCAAGGAUACACACUAUCUUCACUAACCCUCUAUUGGAUCUUCACCGAAAACAAUUUUUCAUUCCGGGUCAAUGAAUUUGAACGCUUGUCAGAAAUAAACCAGUGACACAAAAGAAAACAGAGCGAUGUUUUGAUCGCUGCCAAUUUGACUUCACAGGGAUGGGAAUUGCGCACUUUUGAUCACUUUGGAUGCAGUGAUCCCUCUACACUGUCACUCAACGUCGAGAAGUUGCCUUAACGCGCACACACACCUGAAAGUUCUUCAGAUCCUGCGCACCUCGGUUACUCAGUUGAUGCCGAGGAUCAUGACUAUGAACGGCGACCACCAGUCGGUCGCCAUAGCACCGCUGGAUCUGCGCACUACCAACCGAGAGCGUGGGAGCACCGGCUCGAGGAUUCCGGACGGCACGAGUCGCGUCAGGGAAGCUCGUGUAACAGGCGGUUCACCGGCACCCCCUGCGUGCACAGGGACGGACAGUUUGGAAAAGUGCUGCCCCGCAGCCAGAGACGCACUGCCGGGCUCAGCAACCGGUGCUUCUCGCAAACGACCGGCGGACAACUUUUCCAGCAACCUUCCCUUCAGGAAACGCUUUCAAGUCUCAAGCUUCAACGUUUCAACGCUUCAAGUCGAGCCAGAAACUCAAAGGCAGUCGCCGGCUCCAACACAAUGCAGAGACCGCUUCUCCCCUGCGGUAGAUACGGACUUAACAUUACGGGGAGAUUUUGCCGGUCGAGAUGAACGCAGAGUCGCACCAGUGAUUCCCAGGCUCGGUGAAGAGGCAGGACAGGGUCCAGAUGGAUACCCCAUACGCUUUUUGCCGUUUGCUUACGGUCCCAUCCCGCUGUAUGGCGUGCCCCCCAUCCUGGAGCUGAACCACACCCUGGCCCACCAAACUGAACACCUUCUGACCGCUAUCUCUGUGGCCACGCAUCAAGACGAGGAUGGAGACACAGCUCUCCAUAUAGCUGUGGUGCACGGGCAGCUGGCUAUCGUCUACAAACUGAUCCAACUCCUGCUGUUGGAUCGCAGAAGCCUUGAUAUCCACAACAACCUUCGUCAGACCCCCCUUCAUCUGGCAGUGAUAACCCAGCAGGCAAAAAUGGUGGAGACUUUGGUGAGAGAGGGGGCCAACCCCGCUGUCAUGGACCGUAACGGCCAAACGGCGAUUCACCUCUGCUGCGAAUACAACCAGCCUGACUGUCUGUCUAUUGUUCUGUCUUGCUUGUCAUCCCUCACAUGUCUGGAGAUCAGAAACUAUCAAGGUUUGAGUCCUCUCCAUCUAGCUGUGCUGCGUGGUCACAAAGACUUGGCCAGAAUGCUGCUGGAUGCAGGAGCUAACAUCAAUGCUAUGGAUAUCAAAAGUGGCCAGAGUCCUCUCAUGCAUGCGGUGGAGAGCAAUAAUGCAGACAUGGUCCACUUCCUCAUUGAGUGUGGCUGUGAUGUCAACAGCCAGUCAUACAGUGGGAAUACAGCCCUGCACAGCGCCUGCGGCCGAGGUCAGGUGGACACGGUGCGGCUGCUCCUGAAGAGUGGAGCUGACAGCAGCCUCAAGAACUACCAUAAUGACACCCCUGUGAUGGUGGCCAAGAACCAAAAAAUAGCAGAUGUGUUACGAGGAAGAGGCUCCAAUCAGAUAAAAGUUCAAGAUCAGCACUGUGUGUCUGUCUCACCUCAUGGGAGCAACUUGACAGAAAAUGGGUCCUCAUCUCCCAGCCACAGCCGUGGAUGUUCACCUUUGACUACACCACACGCCCCUCUUCACAACACCUCCCAACCUCCAAAGACUCCAUCUGCGCUUGUAUUGCCAUUUUCCUAGCUCACGAUAUCAUCCAGUGCGACUCGCAACUACCUCUGCGCAGCCAACUUACAGUGACUCGAGUGCUGAAAAGAACACAGAGAGGACAUCAAGCCAAUGAGAUGACAGACCAACGAAAAACAGAACCUGAAAUUAGGCUUCCUUAGAAGCUGGCCUUCUUUUCCUGGAUCCCACAAUUCCAUCACAAACACCAGUAAUAGUUGGUGUCCCCCCCCGUGGGAGUUGCUGGGAUGGUGAUACUGGGACAAAAGUGCCAAAAACAUGUCUGUUCAUCCAGUGGCUGCUGUGGGCACUUCCCCAAUGGAUGGUAGCAAACUGUUGACCUUACAAGCUGCUGCAGUGUUGAAUCGGAUUUCUCUACAUGGACCAGAAAUGUGCCACUUCAUACAAGCAAGAGAGAGCCUAAAGAACUGUUUUGAGACUGCCUAGAGAUGUCAGUAGAUGAUGGACCAAAGCUCAUUGAAGUUCACUUUUUAAAGUAUUUUGGUCUUUACUUUUUGAUAGAGGAAAGUAGAGACAUGAAAUGAAGGGAUAGAGAGAGGGGGAUUACAUACAGCAAAUGUCCCCAAAAGGACUUGAACCGUAAAUGUAUUGAUAACCUUAUUCUUUGAAAAAUUGUAUCCAUUUUGGUUACUGUAAGGUUUGACAAUGUAACUGCACCUGCUUAACAUUACUGUCAAAUGCCCUCUUUCUGCUAUUUUAAUAACCUAUCCACAGUGCGUUUAAGGUCUGUUUGUUUGCAUAUGUGUAUUGUUUUAUCACUGUCCAAAGAUGUAGAUAUUUUUUUAUAUAAAAUCUGAUUAACAGAU